Messenger RNA from Kogia breviceps (pygmy sperm whale), 2019 nucleotides. It is a transcript of the gene DNAJC17, whose product is annotated as DnaJ heat shock protein family (Hsp40) member C17. Gene Ontology annotation, cellular component: spliceosomal complex. Gene Ontology annotation, biological process: spliceosomal complex disassembly. Gene Ontology annotation, molecular function: RNA binding. The record is from RefSeq and is a predicted model, not a curated record. Lineage: Eukaryota; Metazoa; Chordata; Mammalia; Artiodactyla; Physeteridae.
AUCCAGUCACGGUUAGCACCAUGGCGGUGACCAAGGAGCUCUUACAGAUGGACCUGUACGCGUUAUUAGGUAUCGAGGAGAAGGCGACGGACAAAGAGAUGAAGAAGGCAUAUAGGCAGAAGGCCCUCUCCUGCCACCCAGACAAAAAUCCGGAUAAUCCCAGAGCAGCUGAACUCUUCCAUCAGCUUUCUCAGGCCUUGGAGGUACUGACCGAUGCUGCUGCCAGGGCUGCAUAUGACAAGGUCAGGAAAGCCAAGAAGCAGGCAGCAGAGAGAACCCAGAAACUUGAUGAGAGAAGGAAGAAAGUGAAGCUUGACCUGGAGGCCCGGGAGCGGCAGGCCCAGGCCCAAGGCGGCAAUGAGGAGGAGGAGGAGGAGGAGAGCCGGAGCACCGGGACACUAGAGCAAGAGAUCAAACGCCUGCGAGAAGAGGGUUCCCGACAGCUGGAGGAGCAGCAGAGGGUGAUCCAGGAGCAGAUACGCCAGGAACGGGAACAGAGGUUGAGAGGAAUGGCAGAAAAUCCUGAAAGCAAAGGAACCCCCAAGCUAAAGCUCAAGUGGAAGAGCAAGAAGGAGGCCAAGUCACAAGGUGGCUAUUCCAGAGAUGUCCUCCUGCGGCUUUUUCAAAAGUACGGAGAGGUGCUCAACCUGGUACUGUCCAGUAAGAAGGCAGGCACCGCCGUGGUGGAGUUUGCAACCAUCAGGGCUGCGGAGCUGGCUGUCCAGAAUGAAGUGGGCCUAGUCGAUAACCCUCUGAAGAUUUCCUGGUUGGAGGGACGACCCCAGAGCACAAUGGGCCCUAACCACCCAGGACUGUCCCAGGUAAGGAGCCAGGCCUCACGCAGCCGGGCCUACUCAGGCUUCGGGGCGCCUCUUCCUGUUUGGGCUCUUCUCAGGGCCCUUUCCUCGCAAAUCCUAGUCAUCAGGAAUAUGGAGAGAUUGGCAGGUCCGCCAAUCCAAGCAGGACUGAGAUUUCUUGCUGAUCCCCUUUCCUCUCUGAGUGCCAGUGGGGCCCACCCUGUGCAGACCUCUUAGACCUUAUUUUCCAUGUUCUGGUCCCCUUUGGGUCUCUCAUCAUCACCCAAAGGCAUUGUCCUGGCCUGCGGGUUACUUGGUUACAAUGUGAAGCGUUUGGCACUGAGAUGACCUGGUGCUUCAGGGGAGGGGCCGGUGAUGAGGGUGGCUGCUUCCUUCCCCAGCUUCCUUCCAGGUGUGUCCAUGGCUGUCCCAGAUGGGGACUUAAUGUCAAGAGGCAAUAUCUCCUCUUUAGAAAUAACACUGGCUACCCUGCCGACACUGAGGUGCUGCCUGGUGCCCGACUUGUGGUAAAGCACGCGCUUGAGCUGACACACCCCCAGCACCGGCUCUUAGUCCUGACAGCUCCAUGAAGGCUUAUGUUCUGCUCCCCACCACACACGUAUACACACACACAAAGCCCUGGUUACACUUGCCCCCACUUAGGUGGGACAAGAGCUCUCUCUCCCUUCUCUGAAGUGCCCGGGUGUCUGUGUGAGAGCCUCAGGCUGAUAUGUUCCAGUCCCUCUGUGGGGAAGAAUGCCCCUCCUCGGGUCAGCAAGGGCUCUGCUCCCAUUGCCUCAGGCACCACGCUACCACGCCCCUCACCUGGCGGUAAGGAUGACGAGCUCUCUGGAGUGUGUCACAGACCCUGGACAGAGGAAGCAAAGGACCUGGUCUGAGCUUGACUCAGGACUCUUCUUUAGAGACCGUUUCCCCACAGUUAAGGCCCAGCAUUUCACGGCCCCAGACGGCACUCCAUAGGCUGUGUUACAAAGAGCUCUCUUUAUCACCAUCCCACGGGGGCUUUCAGUUCAGCGCAGCCACACAAGAGGAGGGAAGGGGGAGGCCACAGGUUUGGGUUGUGGAGGCGCUGUGUGUCCAGGCUUCACUUCCCCCUCUGCCACACCCGGAAAGGCCUGGGGUGUCAGAAGCACAUGCGACCAACCGGGCUCUGGCUCCAAGUCUUUUGGCCAGGCCUCAGGGUGGGGUUGUAGUCCCGUCG